Exserohilum turcica Et28A is the source of this 1190-nucleotide messenger RNA. RefSeq lists its product as uncharacterized. The record is from RefSeq and is a predicted model, not a curated record. The transcript has a single exon. NCBI's taxonomy places the organism in Eukaryota, Fungi, Ascomycota, Dothideomycetes, Pleosporales, Pleosporaceae. Bases 70 to 972 code for a protein of 300 amino acids.
CCCAUAUCGACAUCUUGGCCGCAUCGCUCAGCAGUAUCCAUGUAACUCUGGCUCCCGUCCACCGGCGAAAUGCCUACACACCUGGCGCAGCCCUCGCCCAAGCGCAAACGCGACCAGCCCCCGCCGAUUCCCUUGCUCAACACGGCCCUGGCGCUGCGUCCAGCACCCGCGCCAAUAUCGAUACCAGCACCGCCCGCAGCACGAGGCAGCCCGGGCCCCUCGCCUGGCGGUGAAAGCCCCCGAAAUGCCGUCGCCGACCAGCUGCGAGACAUGACGCUGACGGCGAUACCAAUGUCGCCGCUUACCCCUACCGACGAGGUGCUGCGCAAGAGGCCGAGGCUGGAUGCCUUCAGAGUCGACAGCGUCGCCGGGCCAAGCACAGCGCCUACGCAUCAGACGCCAGACAGACACGAGCACGCAAGCACAAGCGCCGUGGACACGAUGGCUGGCCCGCCCCAUCCCGACGUCUCUAGGGUAAUACCAGAGACCCCUCAGUCGUCCCAGCCCCGCUUGUUGCCAGAUAUCGCCUCUUUCACGCAACCAACCACAUUUGCCUCCUCGCCCACAAAGGCCCCGCAGUCACAUGCAUCUGCCACCCACAAGCCUCGCACGCAAAAUCGCCCUUCCUCACAUCCUCGCCCUCGCCCUCGGUCGCCCACGCCUCCGCCAGCAACUCUUACGUGGCAGGACAGCGAGAUCACGGGACACCUGGUCGACCCCCUGACCGACCCAGACGACGACGGUACCGGCAUCAACGGCAUUGGCUUCAAGCCCACGCCUGCCCUGGCCUAUGCCAGGUCCCAGAAGCGACGGCAACAACUGAACGAAUGGAAGCUGAGAGAAACUCGCGAGGCGAGAGCCAGGCGCAGUGAGCGGCGCCGCAGGGGCAUCAGAGGCACGCCGUCGCGAGAAGGUACAGUGGAGCGCGAGGUAAUAGUAGAGAAGAGGCGGACAGUCAAGUUUGCCGUAUAACGACGCGGUGGGCAUAAUGGUAAUUUCCAGAAAAUUUGCAAUAUUGGCGGCAGAUUUCUGCCCUGGAUAACGAUGAUUCACGACACUCAUGAUACGGACGGCACAUUGGGCGUACAGCGGCGCAGGGAGUUUACACGUUUAUUCUACAUUUGGCACACUUAUUUCAUACCGGGUUCUUAUGGAUCUGUGACAUUCAACAUUAACAAAGCUAUCUUACA